GCCCAGUGCCAGUCACUGUGCGCGGGGAGCGAGACGUGCCAUGCCGCGCCCGACCAGGGAGUCCUACGGCGACCAGAAACCACCCUUCUCCUACAUCGCGCUCACCGCCAUGGCCAUCUGGAGCUCGCCGGAGCGCAUGCUGCCGCUGUCGGAGAUCUACCGGUUCAUCACGGACCGGUUCCCGUACUACCGGCGCAACACGCAGCGCUGGCAGAACUCGCUGCGCCACAACCUGUCGUUUAACGACUGCUUCGUGAAGGUGCCGCGGCGCCCCGACCGGCCCGGCAAGGGCGCCUACUGGACGCUGCACCCGCAGGCCUUCGACAUGUUCGAGAACGGCUCGCUGCUGCGCCGCAGGAAGAGGUUCAAGCUGCACAAGGGGGAUAAGGAUAGUCUGAACGCGGAGUUGCAGGCGCUGGCGAGCUUCAACAGGGCGUUCCUGGCGCGGCAGGCGGGGGGCAGCCUGCAGGGCGGCAUGUUCGCGGCGCCGGCGUGCGCGCGGCUGAGCCCGGAGCCGGCAGAGGCGCGCGACACGGCGGCGCUGCUGCCGGCGGGCGCGCGGCCGCGGCGGGACUUCACCAUCGCCGCGCUGCUGCAGCCGGAGCCGCGCCGCUCGCCGUCCCCCCCUCCCCCGCCGCCCCCUCACCCGCUGCCGCCCCCGCACUACCUGCUGGCGGCGCAGCGCUACCACGCGGAGCUGCUGGCGGGGCUUCAGCAGACCUGCCUGCCGCCGCUCUGGACCUGGCGGGACACGCAGUUCUCACACUACACGCUUAAUUCAUGAGUGGUAUGUCUCCGAUGUAAAUAAAGAAACGAAUGCGAAAGGUAGCUUUAGUUGUAAAAUUCAUUCUUGAGACAUCUAUAAACAUUAAGUAGUCUACAAAACAUAAUUUUAUAAAAAUGCCUUGGUACGAUUUUUUACAAAACUGAAGACAAAUGGACAUUUCACAAUACUUUAAUGGAAAGUGAUUUGAUACUGUAGAUGUACGUAUAUUUUUUUGUUUUACGUAGGUAGAUACUUAGUACAAGAAGAACAGGUACAAUCAGCAAAAGAGAUAUAGGCCACCCCCGCGCAAUCACUUUAAUUGUUUCAUACACUGACGAGUGACGGAUAAUAAAUG
This is a messenger RNA of Plutella xylostella (diamondback moth), 1121 nucleotides long. RefSeq names its product fork head domain-containing protein FD4. NCBI's taxonomy places the organism in Eukaryota, Metazoa, Arthropoda, Insecta, Lepidoptera, Plutellidae. Gene Ontology annotation, biological process: regulation of transcription by RNA polymerase II; anatomical structure morphogenesis; cell differentiation. Gene Ontology annotation, molecular function: DNA-binding transcription factor activity, RNA polymerase II-specific; RNA polymerase II cis-regulatory region sequence-specific DNA binding. The record is from RefSeq and is a predicted model, not a curated record.